Aspergillus udagawae is the source of this 1563-nucleotide messenger RNA. It is a transcript of the gene pgkA, whose product is annotated as phosphoglycerate kinase pgkA. Gene Ontology annotation, molecular function: phosphoglycerate kinase activity; ATP binding; ADP binding. Gene Ontology annotation, biological process: gluconeogenesis; glycolytic process. The transcript has 4 exons. Lineage: Eukaryota; Fungi; Ascomycota; Eurotiomycetes; Eurotiales; Aspergillaceae. The record is from RefSeq and is a predicted model, not a curated record. The coding region runs from base 1 to 1563 and encodes 520 amino acids. Gene Ontology annotation, cellular component: cytosol.
AUGCGGAUCAGCCCUCUUUGCAUCCGAGGCUAUCGAGAAUUCGCAGGCACAAUAUUCUACCAGGCCCGGAGCCUUCCGUCAUCGAUCCUGGACUCUGACAUCAGUCCCGCAUCAGCCCGAAGGUCAGCGAAUCUCUCACCGGAAGCCCCACCACAGUCGACCUUAACAAACAAUGCCAAUUACCCCGCCGUCGAACCGAAGUUGAUCGAACUAGGCUCACCUGAAUCCAAAGGUAUACUCGUCGUGCUUCUCGUUCUCCAGGCCCCAUCAGCUGACCCGGCCUACAAUUUGAUAGAAACACCAUACACAAUGUCUCUCACCAACAAGCUUGCUAUCACGGACGUCGACCUCAAGGACAAGCGUGUCUUGAUCCGGGUCGACUUCAACGUCCCUCUCAAUGAGAAGAAGGAGGUCACCAACCCCCAGCGUAUCGUCGGUGCUCUGCCCACCAUCAAGUAUGCCAUCGACCAGGGCGCCAAGGCCGUCAUCCUCAUGUCCCACCUUGGCCGUCCCGACGGCAAGAAGAACCCCAAGUACAGCUUGAAGCCUGUUGUUCCUGAGCUGGAGAAGCUGCUCGGCAAGAGCGUCAUCUUCACCGAGGACUGCGUUGGCAAGGAGGUGGAGGAGACCGUCAACAAGGCCUCGGGCGGCCAGGUCAUUCUGCUUGAGAACCUGCGUUUCCACGCCGAGGAGGAAGGUAGCUACAAGGACGAGGAGGGCAAGAAGGUCAAGGCCGACAAGGAGGCGGUUACCGAGUUCCGCAAGGGCCUGACGGCCCUAGGUGACAUCUACAUCAACGACGCGUUCGGAACCGCCCACCGUGCCCACAGCUCGAUGGUCGGUGUUGACCUGCCCCAGAAGGCCUCUGGCUUCCUCGUGAAGAAGGAGCUCGAGUACUUCGCCAAGGCUCUCGAGAGCCCCUCGCGCCCGUUCCUGGCCAUCCUCGGUGGUUCCAAGGUCUCCGACAAGAUCCAGCUUAUCGACAACCUGCUGCCCAAGGUUAACAGCCUGAUCAUCACUGGUGGCAUGGCCUUCACCUUCAAGAAGACCCUGGAGAACGUCAAGAUCGGUAACAGUCUGUUCGACGAGGCCGGCAGCAAGACCGUCGGCGAUAUCAUCGAGAAGGCUAAGAAGAACAACGUCAAGAUUGUCCUGCCUGUCGACUACAUCACGGCCGAUAAGUUCGCUGCCGACGCCAAGACCGGCUAUGCCACCGACGAGGAAGGCAUCCCCGACGGCUACAUGGGCCUGGAUGUCGGCGAGAAGAGUGUCAAGCUGUACAAGGAGACCAUUGCCGAGGCCAAGACCAUCCUCUGGAACGGUCCUCCUGGUGUGUUCGAGAUGGAGCCUUUUGCCAACGGUACCAAGCAGACUCUGGACGCUGCUGUUGAUGCCGCCAAGAACGGCGCCAUCGUCAUCAUCGGUGGUGGUGACACCGCUACUGUUGCGGCCAAGUACGGUGCUGAGGACAAGCUCAGCCACGUCUCCACUGGCGGUGGUGCCUCGCUGGAGCUUCUGGAGGGCAAGGAGCUGCCUGGUGUUGCUGCGCUGUCAAGUAAGUAA